Messenger RNA from Achroia grisella, 895 nucleotides. RefSeq lists its product as uncharacterized. The transcript is spliced from 4 exons. Lineage: Eukaryota; Metazoa; Arthropoda; Insecta; Lepidoptera; Pyralidae. The record is from RefSeq and is a predicted model, not a curated record. Bases 132 to 827 code for a protein of 231 amino acids.
AUUUUAUAUGUUUUAAUCUAAGUUAUACGUCUUAACAUCUUAAAUCUACAAGGAAUGAUUUCGACGUCGUAAUACAAAAUUGAAAUGUUUUAGGCAGACAAAAUCUGUACGGCAUAUAAUGAAACUUAUUUAUGAUGUCUCUAACAAAGAUUUUUUGGACUCCCAUUAAAUUUUUUAAGAAGGAUGUCAUAAGUUUUCUUGUUAUUAGACGACACGAUUUGGGUGUCACCGAGGAAAAGCUCCGUUACAUAGCUCUGAAACCUACUGCAUCCAUGUCAAUGCUUCGACAAAAAGUAUGGCAUCUGCUCGAUUUGCCUGAUUACUGUGAAGAAAUAAUCAUAUUGAAAUGCAACAAUGACGUUGAAAUACCCUUGACGGAAUUACGUAAAGGCAACGAUCCACAGCAUCCGUAUUUGUUGGAGGUUUGGUUACCUAGAUCACGACUGCAAUCGUUAACUAUGGUACAUAACAAUAUGCUCACGAUGGGUGAAACAAAUCAUGUUGAAGAACACAUUAUUACCAAAGAAAAUUCUACUGAUAAUCAAGAACUUACAAAUUGUGUCAACAAUAUAAAUGGAAAUUCCUCUAUAUUCGUCGAGACAAUAGCGUUAAACAACCAGUGUAUGAUGGAUAACAAAAGAGCAGCUUUCUUUCGUAAUGACUACAAAAAGUCCGACCUAUCUUGUCGAAUCUCCAGUAAUUCCUUAUUCCGACUCCACAAAAAUAAGAGCCGAGACAGCUUUACCAACAUUUUGCUGAAAAUUCAAAGCGAUCUAUCCACACUGAGCAGCAAAUUGUCUAAUUUAGAAACUAGAAUACAAGCGUGAAAUUCCAUAUUUAUGGAUUCAACAACAAAACAUAAUUUUAUUAGCGUGGGAUAUGUACUUAAAUUAAA